Molecule: messenger RNA, 1418 nt
Organism: Camelina sativa (false flax)
Lineage: Eukaryota; Viridiplantae; Streptophyta; Magnoliopsida; Brassicales; Brassicaceae
Gene: CLT2
Product: CRT (chloroquine-resistance transporter)-like transporter 2
Source: RefSeq, a predicted model, not a curated record
GUCCCGCGAAUGGAUACUGUUGUUCUCAUGGCUACAACACCAAUCAGAUGUCUUCAUGCUUCGAUUCCUACGGUCUCACGUUCGCCGCCGGCGAUUUAUCAGGUCUGUAUCCGUCGCGCACGAUCUUUAACCUACCGAUCGACGACUAUGAGCAUGCGUUGUUUAUUCAAACGGUCCGAUUUGAGAUCUCGCUUCCUCCUAAGUAGUAGUAGUCGGAAAACCACUUUUCCGAUGAGACGUGGCUGUUCCGUCAGUGCUUCAACGGAGGAGUCUUCUUCUUCAGUGCCUUCCAAUCGAAACCUUAUUGUUUUAAACUCCGUCGUAAUCGUAGCCUUAGCGGUAGCGAAUCGCGUGCUCUACAAACUCGCAUUGGUUCCCAUGAAACAGUACCCUUUUUUCUUGGCUCAGCUCACCACUUUCGGCUACGUCUUGAUUUAUUUCACCAUUCUGUACACGAGGCGCCGUCUAGGCAUUGUGACAAAUGAAAUGAUGGGUGUGCCUAAAUGGAGAUUCGCAGUCAUUGGUUUCCUAGAAGCUCUUGGAGUUGCUACUGGCAUGGCUGCAGCAGCCAUGCUUCCUGGACCGGUUAUACCGAUUUUGAAUCAGACGUUUUUGGUGUGGCAGCUGCUUUUUGCUCUUCUUAUUUUAGGCAGGAGGUUUUUGCUUACCCAAAUUGCUGGUUGCUUGCUUGUGGCUGUGGGAGUUGUGGUGGCUGUUUCAAGUGGAUCUAGUGCAGAUCAUACACUAUCCGGAAUCGGUUUGUUAUGGCCUGCUGUAUUGGUAGCAUCUGCUGCUUUUCAAGCUGGUGCAUCUAUUAUAAAGGAAUUUGUUUUCAUUGAUGCUGCAAAGCGUCUUGAGGGAAAGUCACUGGAUAUCUUUGUAGUAAAUUCAUUUGGAUCUGGAUUUCAGGCUCUUUUUGUGUUCCUGUUGUUGCCUUUUCUCUCAAACUUGAAAGGGAUUCCAUUUGGCAGCCUUCUUUCCUAUCUAAAAGAUGGUGCCGGCUGCUUCUUCAACACUGGAGCUAAGAUUUCUGGCUGCGAUGGUGCCCCUAUACUCCCACUACUCUAUAUAGCGACGAACCUCGCUUUCAACAUGUCAUAUCUCCAUUUGGUGAAAAUAUCUUCAGCAAUCGUUUCCUCUCUCACUGUCAUGCUCUCAGUGCCAUUAUCGGUGUACAUAAUGUCAAAACCAUUGCCGUAUCUACCGGGAGGAUCAAGCUUGAGCUCAAAUUUCAUGAUUGGGAGUAUAGUUCUGGUUCUAGGUCUUCUCCUCUACAACAUCCCCACCACCUUUUUAACUAAGCAACACACCAAGACCUCCUAAUAAUUCACAUUCUUUCUCUUUAUUCAUUCUAUUCAUAUAUAUAAGAUACAAAUCCUAUAUAGAUUAAUCAAUUUCGGUGUUUUCUUUUACGAAUA